Molecule: messenger RNA, 1179 nt
Organism: Hyposmocoma kahamanoa
Lineage: Eukaryota; Metazoa; Arthropoda; Insecta; Lepidoptera; Cosmopterigidae
Product: 23 kDa integral membrane protein-like
Exons: 5
Coding region: 181-918 (245 amino acids)
Cellular component (GO): membrane
Source: RefSeq, a predicted model, not a curated record
GCUACUAACACUAGCUGGAAUUGGUCAGAGCAGAACGCGACGUUACACCGGACGAACGUGUCAGAAAUUUUGAACGCCGAAUUUUCGCCGUCGAUUGUUUUUCCCGCGUUUAAAUAUCGAACUCGUUUCGAGAAUCGAAAAUAAUUUGAGUGUAUUUGUGUGACUAUUCGAAAUUUAAAAAUGGACGGGUGCGGAAUGAGCUGCAUCAAGUACCUGUUGGUCGUCUUUAACGGCUUGUUUAUGAUCUUCGGCAUCGUGAUAAUAGCAGCAGCAUGUGUGGACAUGGGCAUGAUCAAAGGCUUUGCUGGCAUGGAGCCAACUGGUCACGAAACAGACGCUGUGCUCAUCGCCAUUGGAGUCCUGAUCAUCAUCAUUGCUGCUUUUGGAUGCUUUGGCGCUUGGAAGGAAAGCCCGAAGUUGCUUUAUAUUUUUGCCGGCUGUCUGAUCGUGAUCAUCCUUCUGGAGCUGUCGGUGGGUAUAGCUGCAGCAGCACUACGUCCACAGAUCGAAGGCUCGAUGAAGACCCAGCUGCGUGCCUCCUUCAUCAAGAACAAGUCCACGAAGGAAGAGGAUUCCACAUAUGUUGAAUUCUGGGACCGCAUUCAGAGCACUCUCCAAUGCUGUGGAGUUACUGGCCCGGACAACUAUGGAUCCUCUGAACCUCGCCUGAACCCAUCCUUCAGCUGCUGCCCUCAGACCUCGGAUGUCCAGAACACUGCUCGCGCUAACUGCAUCAGCCAGGCGACAUAUUACACUGAGGGAUGCGAGGAUAAGAUCCUCAUGACCGUCCACAGCGCUGGGUUGACGGUUAUUGUUUGCGGCAUCCUGUUUUGCUUCUUGGAGAUUGCAGGAAUCAUUCUCGCCUUGUGGCUGGCCCAUGCUAUAAAAACCGAAGGCAAGAGUCGGGACUCCGCUUAAAUAGUCUAGAUCCAGACUCAAUUAGUAUUCAAGGGUUUAAAUCGAUGGACUAAAUUGACCGUGGUCCUGAAUACGCUAUAAGACGUGAUUGUAAUGUGAAAUCAAGAAAAUCACCUAGAGAUUUUAAUGGUAUCUUUAAAAACGAGAAGACUUAACGAACUUGAAAAUUUUUUUCCGAAAUAUCGUUUAUUCGAAUUUUCAUUACACCGAAAAUCGAAUUAUAACGAAACAGUUGUUCUUUCAGGAUAUGUUGAAUGUUUA